Eufriesea mexicana is the source of this 1038-nucleotide messenger RNA. RefSeq lists its product as uncharacterized. The coding region runs from base 1 to 1038 and encodes 345 amino acids. Gene Ontology annotation, biological process: rRNA processing. The record is from RefSeq and is a predicted model, not a curated record. The transcript has 3 exons. NCBI's taxonomy places the organism in Eukaryota, Metazoa, Arthropoda, Insecta, Hymenoptera, Apidae.
AUGUAUUUCAUUGUUAAAAUACGACAUACUCAAUCUUCUAUAAAACAAAUAUUUAGAAAUAUUUUUACUGAUGGCAUAAAAUACAAUAUAUCGAAACAAAGUAAAUUUAUAAACAAAUUUAUAAAUAAAGGCAAGUCAAACAGGAAUUUAUUAAUCCAGGAUAUCAUAAAUCCAUCUUCUGGUGCAUCAACAAAGAAGGAACUUUCUGUGCAUACAAUACGAAGAAUGAACGUUCUGAAUAAAGUUUUUAUGGAACAUAUUACAGAUAUCAUGUCUACUGGAGAGAUAGAACCUGAAAUUCUAAAUAGAAAUAUAGAAAUUUCUCAUAUAAGAAUAACUCCAGAUUUUAAACUUAUUAAUGUAUAUUGGAUAGACAAUAAUUUUAAGAAAUUUGAAAAAUCUGACACAGAGGAACUGUUAGAAAAAUGUGCCUUCCGAUUAAGACAUGAACUGACCCAACUUCAUGUUAUAGGUGUGGUACCUCCUAUUCAAUUUGUCAAGCAUAAAGGUACACAUUUAUUAAAAGAAGUAGAAGAAAAAUUGAAGAUUCUAGACUUCGGGGAAGAACAUACAUCUAGUCCAUAUUCAAAUUACAUACAUCACACUGUUACCUCUUUCGGUAUUAAUGAAGGCAUAUCUAAUAGUAAAGAGGACAAUUUUAGUGUAAACAUACCAAUAAUGAAACAUAAUGUAUUUGGAUUAGAUCAUUUUAAAAUUAUGUCAAAGAUUAAAGCUUCAUUAAAUAAAUCAAAGAAAAUUCUGAAGAAAGAAACAAAGGAAUCACUUUCUGAAUCAAAUGUUAAAGAUAUUCAGAAUUUGUUUGCUGAUAAUAAGCAACAGAAACUAUUUGCACAGUUUUUGAAACAAAGGAGAAAAGAACAAAAAAGAAACAUCAAGAAUAGACAUAAAGUAGAUGAUCAUAUUUAUAAUUAUGCAGAUGAAAAUAAUGAUCAUGAUAACAUUGAAACUAAUGAAAAUGAUUUUAUUGAUACUGAUUAUAAUGAUUUUAAUGAUUAUGAAGAAUUUGGUAGAAAAUAG